This is a messenger RNA of Symsagittifera roscoffensis, 2212 nucleotides long. Its product is annotated as ubiquitin carboxyl-terminal hydrolase BAP1-like. Bases 5 to 2050 code for a protein of 681 amino acids. The transcript has 5 exons. Gene Ontology annotation, molecular function: cysteine-type deubiquitinase activity. NCBI's taxonomy places the organism in Eukaryota, Metazoa, Xenacoelomorpha, Acoela, Convolutidae. Gene Ontology annotation, biological process: protein deubiquitination; ubiquitin-dependent protein catabolic process. The record is from RefSeq and is a predicted model, not a curated record. Gene Ontology annotation, cellular component: cytoplasm.
UGCAAUGCACAAUCAAAUGUCCACUUCCGUCUGGCAUGAACUGGAAAGCGACCCAGGUGUAUUCACGCUCCUCAUGGAGCGCAUGGGCGUGCAGGGAGUCCAGGUUGACGAAAUUUAUGAUAUCGACGGGGAGUUUCCCAACGGUAUAGUGUAUGGGUUCAUCUUCCUUUUUCGUUGGUCUCCCUCGGGUCAGACAAGAACGUCAAGACGUCAAGCCUACCACUUCAACUAUGUGAAGGAUGCAAGCGAAUUAGAUAAUGUAUACUUUGCUCACCAAGUGAAAGAAAAUUCCUGUGCCAGUCAUGCGUUGCUCAGCAUAAUUAUGAACUGCAUGUCAAAAAUGGAGGUCGGAGAUCUUCUGGCUCAAAUUCAUCAAGAGACGAAAGACCUCUCUCACUAUCAGAGGGGCGUGUACUUUGGCCAACAUGCGAAAUUAGAGCAAUACCACAACUCCUUCGCAAAUAAAAAUAUCUCGACUCCUGAACAGAGGUUACAGAAUAAAAUGGGCAGUAGUAGUAGUUUGUAUGCGAGUGAGCUGGAGGCAGUGUCGACAGCAACAACUGUGGAUCAGUUCCACUACAUAUCUUUCGUUCCAAUAAACAAUAGACUGUAUGAGUUGGAUGGUCUAAAACCCCACCCGAUUAAUCACGGCGGGUGGAGGGAAGACAGAGGGGAAACAUGGGUGGAUAGAUUCAGACAAGUCAUCAGGGACCGAGUGUUGACUUUCGACUCAGAAGUGUGCUUCAACCUGCUCAGUGUAAUACCUGAUAAACGAAGACAGCUCAGGUCCAAGAUACAAUACUUAGAGGCUAACAAAGAAAACAUGAUGGAAAUCACGCGACAGCUGGUCAAAAAAUUUCAUCCCUCGAUGUGCAAUGCAGACGACUCGAGAGUCCUCGGUCAAUUGAGAACGAUGUCUCCCAAUUCAGGAACCCUCAUGCAGAGAGGUUUCUUUGACCUCCAGAAAAAGAUUACCUGGUUCAAAACGUAUCCUGAUUUUUUAGCGUCUCCAUUGAUUUCGAACCAGGAGAAACAGCUUUACUUUGAGAUCAAGUCCAACUUGGAGUCUCCCCAAUCUGAAAUUUCUGAUGCUUCUGAGACUGUAAAAUCAUCAGGCGCUGAUCAUUCGGGAACCAACAUUUUUGUCAAGAUCGAGCAGGCUUCAGACCACAGCAGAACUACAACGCCAACUAAUAUUUCAUCAAGUGAGUCCAAUGCUAAUCAAUCGAAAUCAGAUGCAUCUGAUAUCAGUCCAUCGGAUCUGAGCGACAACCUACCUUUGAGUAGUCUCCAGAAAGAGGUGAAGAGAGAAAUGCGAAGUAAUAGUCCCUUAGUAGUCGAACCAGAAUCUACUUCAACCUUAGCCAAUAUAGCAGCUCUGAAUAUUCAAAAUUCAUGUAAAAUGGAGCAAUUAUUCGUUGAUACCCAAUCUGAAAACAACACAUCUGAUAGCAAUAAGGACGGAUCUGGGCACUUUUUCUUAGCUGCGCCUAGAAUUCACCAGCUUAUGGAGUUAAUUGACAAAGAAAUUGAAACUUGUAGAUCUAAUUUGAAAGAAGAAAUGGCAAAACGCCAAAAAUAUGUGGUCGAUCAGAAGCGGCGAAGUCAUAAUUACCAAGAUUUCAUUUUGAAAUAUUUCGCAUAUGCUUUAAAAUACGGGCUUUUUGACGUUGAAAAAACAACUGGAUCUUAUACUAUAAAACAAAGAAGUUCUGACGAAAGUAGCGAUUCUUCAAUGGCAAAAACUGAUUUAAAUUCUUCUAAAGAUAAAAAUAGUGAUCAAUGUAAAUCACUUAGUGGUCAGUCGUCAAAUUCAAAUCAUUUGCAAAACGGAACUGCAAGUAACGGUUCAAAUCAUAAUUCAUCGACUAGUUCAGGAACGAAACCUCCGUCUAAAACAAGCGCUUUAUCAAUAAUUACUUCGAGUGAUAGUUCAACUGUGUCUACGAAUAGUUCACUAGCUUCUUCCAAUUCAGCGACAGUUAGAGCAGCUUCUAGUCCGGUGUUUUCAGAAAGCAGGAGAAAAAGCAAAGUACCUAAAAGAAGAUAGAACUGCGCGUCAAAAUUGUAAACUUAACUAUUACUAUUUUGAUUGAAUAUAUGUAUAUUGUGUUAAUUUCUAUAUAGAGUUUAUUUUAAUAAUUUUUAUUGGUUUGUAGCCAAUUUUUUUGUCCAAAUUGUCCAAAUGUCUUAUAAUUGACAGUUCUCUGAU